Messenger RNA from Phacochoerus africanus (Common warthog), 4311 nucleotides. RefSeq names its product ubiquitin specific peptidase 12 (gene USP12). Lineage: Eukaryota; Metazoa; Chordata; Mammalia; Artiodactyla; Suidae. Bases 165 to 1277 code for a protein of 370 amino acids. Gene Ontology annotation, cellular component: nucleus; cytosol. The transcript is spliced from 9 exons. Gene Ontology annotation, biological process: protein deubiquitination. Gene Ontology annotation, molecular function: cysteine-type deubiquitinase activity; cysteine-type endopeptidase activity. The record is from RefSeq and is a predicted model, not a curated record.
GGCGGCGGCGGCGGCGACGACGGCAGCGGCGGCUGAGCAGGCUCGGAGCGUGCGUCGGCGGCGGCUCGGGGUCCGCCCGCGGGCUGCGGUGCGAGCGGGCGGCCAGGCUCUCCUCCUCCCCCGCCCGCCGCCGCUGUGAUUGGGUGGAAGAUGGCGCUGGGCGGAUGGAAAUCCUAAUGACAGUCUCCAAAUUCGCCUCCAUCUGUACCAUGGGCGCCAAUGCCUCGGCAUUAGAGAAAGAGAUUGGUCCAGAACAGUUUCCUGUCAACGAGCACUAUUUUGGGUUAGUCAAUUUCGGGAACACCUGCUACUGCAACUCCGUCCUCCAAGCACUUUAUUUCUGCCGUCCGUUCCGGGAGAAAGUUCUCGCCUACAAGAGCCAGCCCCGGAAGAAGGAGAGCCUCCUCACGUGCCUGGCCGACCUCUUCCACAGCAUCGCCACGCAGAAGAAGAAGGUUGGGGUCAUCCCGCCCAAGAAGUUCAUCACGCGGUUGCGGAAGGAGAAUGAGCUUUUUGACAACUACAUGCAGCAAGAUGCCCAUGAAUUCUUAAAUUACCUACUAAAUACGAUUGCUGAUAUUUUACAAGAAGAACGAAAGCAGGAAAAACAGAAUGGCCGUUUGCCUAACGGUAAUAUUGACACUGAAAAUAACCACAGCACACCAGACCCAACGUGGGUUCAUGAGAUUUUUCAGGGAACAUUGACUAAUGAAACCAGAUGUCUUACUUGUGAAACCAUAAGCAGCAAAGAUGAAGAUUUUUUAGACCUUUCUGUUGACGUGGAGCAAAACACAUCAAUUACUCACUGCUUACGGGGUUUUAGCAACACGGAAACUCUAUGCAGUGAAUACAAAUAUUACUGUGAAGAAUGUCGCAGCAAACAGGAAGCACACAAACGGAUGAAAGUUAAAAAGCUGCCCAUGAUUCUGGCUCUACAUCUGAAAAGAUUUAAGUAUAUGGAUCAACUUCAUCGAUAUACAAAACUUUCCUACCGGGUAGUUUUUCCUUUGGAACUUCGUCUAUUUAACACUUCAGGAGACGCAACCAAUCCUGACAGAAUGUACGACCUCGUGGCCGUCGUGGUUCACUGUGGGAGUGGUCCCAACCGAGGCCAUUAUAUUGCAAUAGUUAAGAGUCACGAUUUUUGGUUGUUGUUUGAUGACGACAUUGUAGAAAAAAUAGAUGCACAAGCUAUUGAAGAAUUCUACGGGUUGACAUCCGAUAUCUCCAAGAACUCGGAGUCUGGCUACAUCCUUUUCUACCAGUCUCGGGACUGAGGGAAGCGGCACGGAGACUUUCUGCCUCGUGUCUUCUCUGGUCGUUUGGGCAAGGAUCAAGCACGGAUGUUCCCAAGACGAGAGAAGCGAAUGCAGGGAGCUCUGGGGGCAGUGGCGCCCUUUGCACACAAUAAAGCAAAGACCGUGGAUGGACAUGCUCUUCCCGUCCUGGCGGUCGAUGGGUUUGCUCAGGUAUCACGCUGUCUGCGCAGCUGCACACAAAGCGAGAGCAGAGGUACCAGCUCCUCUUGUCCAACAGCCUUCCAGUAAUUGACACGCAUCUUCUCCUCCUCCGUGGCACCCGUCGUGGUUGAACUCCUUGGGGGUGCAGUAGAAAGCAUAGGAGUCCGUGUGAGGUUGGCCGGAGGCCGCGGGGGCCAGCAUUGAGCACACCGCAUCCGCCUGGCUGGGUUGAACCCCUUGAGAAGGAAUCCUGGGUGGUCUUUCCAAGCGUAAACCAGAAAUACUUUUGGGCCCAACAUUUGCAGUCGCCUUCCUGAUGUAAAGAAACUAACCGAUGCUAGAAUCCAGUGUCAGGAAGACAAAUAUGUUUGCUUCUCUGAAGAAGCUUUUAAUCAUAUACAGUAUAUGUAUAUCUAGGGAACAAUUGGUCAAAAGCGGCUUUUUGUUUCCCCAAGGGGAAAGACUGGCUUUGUAAUUAUACUUGGUUUCCUUAUUUAUUUUCCUUAAAACUGGUAGAGUCCAAGUGUUGUAUGAAGUGCCCAUGAUUCUGCCAGUGACUUGGAGCAUAUUUUUAUUAGUUUUUGUCGGUUUAACUAAUCCUUUUGUUUGUUCCUAUUUUUAAGGUGAAUUUUAAACUAUUCUAAAUCGUAAGUUACCUUAAGACCCAUUGCAGUGAGAGGAAGUAGAUACUCUUUUUUUCAGGAGGAACUGAUAUCUCGGCUACACAUUCGUCCUCGUUGUAAAGUCAGUUAUCUGAUUCAGCUUUACUUUCAGGAAAAUAAAGGACUGUCAGAAUCUCGGUGUGGUUGUGGCAGGAUGGACGAGAGCGCGGGCAGUGGUGGCGUGCGGGUCCGAGAAUCCCUGAGCGCUCGGCGUCGGGUCGGGGCCGCGUCUGCGAAGUCCCCGUCCCCGUCCCCGUCCCCGUCCUAGCAGUUCCGUCGCUUCCGGGGGUCGGUCAUCCCGCAGGAAGUGAUCCCUCCCGGCCCAGCGCCCGGGGAGCGGGGCAUCGGGCGAGGACCACACCCGGGAGCCCGCGCACGCGAGUCCCCGCCCCCCUUCCGCCUUGACGCAUCUCCCUGGAAGAGCGUCCCGCAAGUGGACUUGGUGUUUGUAAAAGACCUGACUCCCUCGGGCGUUUUCGGAAGCGACGCAGGCGAUGUGAGCCGUCUGUAGACGCUGCAGCUGACACGUCUCACGCCUCAGCAAGUUGUCUGACAGUGGCCAGGCGUAACUGGCAGAAAGUGGAGUAGGUGUUCAAGGAAACAGCAAUCCGGUCUUAGAUGCUCCUUAGCCAAGUCCUUUCAGGCAGUAAUCUUUUUUUUUUAAUUGCUGUCCUUUUCUAAACUUCUCUUACUGAUACUGUUGAAUCUGAACAACAAACAACAAAAAAAGAAUGUGUUGUCUGCUGCUAUUAUUAGCACUUAUUUUCAGUAUCUUUCAGCUCAGGAAAUGACUUCCCCUCUUCGUUCAGUGAAUAGAUCUUUAACAGGGUCGCUCAGCUCCUGGGCGGUGGAAACAGAUGUGCUGGGAGAGGAUGAGGAUCUCUUUGACAGCUUUUGCCUUUGAAGGCCGUCUCCAGAGCCUUCCCCUGGCUGCGGUGGUUUUGUACGGACGACAGGGCCUGCCUCACCUGCCAGCAUCGCACAGGCGACCACCACAGGCACAUGGGCAGGGUCGUAGCUGUGGAGGUGGAUUCAUUUUUGUAUUUUGAGGGCUUCCACCAAAUUGUCUUGGGAGUGAAAGCUGUAUUUCUGCAGCUUUCCGUACGGGGAAAACGUGAAGCGGGACCAGUGUGUACUGUGUUGGGCCAGAGCAUGUGUGAGAAAGGGCGAUGAAGUCAUUUGCAUAAAGGUACAGCCUUUGGGAUGGGAUGUGUUCGUUUUUACAUUUUUGCCUUUUUAAAAAAAACGCAGUACAUUAAAGCCAAGGUUAACUUUCCUGUUGAAGCAAGUUCUGGAAUUUUUCUUGAGGUCCACGGUGGCCACACACCCCGCACAUCUUCACCCUCUCAGGUAGGACGGCUUGCCGGGGGUGGGGGGACUCUGGGACGAUGGCUCUCAGCAACCUUGGGCUCUACGUGCAGCUGCAUCCACGUACAUUGUUUCCAAGCUUAUCAGAAACUCAGUACACUUUAAAGACAUCUCGGGUUGGGGUUGGGGGGCAGCGCGGAUGGGAGAGGAGAAGUGACCCGUACGGAAAGCUUCGCGAGGCUGUGUUGACGGGCUGCGGUUGAAAUGAGGGCGAGUCUCCGUCGUAAGUCGUGGCUGAGCGCUCUCUCACUAUAUAUGUGUUUGUUGGGAUGGCUGUCCCGUAUUUUGUAUAUUGGAGUAAAAAGUUCUAUAAAUUAUCGUAACUGAAAGUAAAUAUUCUAAAUUAAGUCUCACUUCUAAGUCGCAUGGCUUCUGUCUUGGCACUUUUCCCUUGAGAAGCUUGCUCAAGACGGGAGCCAUGCACCUGGGCAGAGGGGAGUGUGUAAUAUAUGGGUCCCUGUGCCUCUAACCCUCCGUGUGGGGUGUUUUCUUUCCUUGAUGGCAGGAGAAUGACCUCCCUUCCAUUACAUAUUACUCUUGAUACUUUCUUUAAAAAUACUUCUCAUUAAAGAUCUCUCGUGAGGUAUUUACCUGGGAGCCCUCAGGUCCUGGCUCUUCAGUGAAUUUAGCUGUGUGACCUUGGGCAGGUCACCUAACCUCUCUGUGCUUCACUCUCCCUAUCUUGUAAAAUGGGAGUGAUACCUACCUCACAGGGUUGUUGUGGGGAUUAAUUAGAUAUAAUGUCUGUAAAGCAUCUAAGGUUCUUGAAGAAGGCGCUAGAGAAAUAUAAAAUAAUAUCUAUUAAAGUUGGUUUAUUUGUG